Oncorhynchus masou masou (cherry salmon) is the source of this 3237-nucleotide messenger RNA. Its product is annotated as RNA-binding protein 4B-like. Gene Ontology annotation, molecular function: mRNA binding. Bases 97 to 1146 code for a protein of 349 amino acids. The record is from RefSeq and is a predicted model, not a curated record. Lineage: Eukaryota; Metazoa; Chordata; Actinopteri; Salmoniformes; Salmonidae. The transcript has 4 exons. Gene Ontology annotation, cellular component: nucleus.
CUGUAGGCGGGCUUCUUUAGCACGCCGGUGUAGCCAUUUUUUUCACGACCGUGAAGCAGCUAACUGUUUGAGGCUUUCUACAACACUGCUUCAAGUAUGGUCAAGAUCUUCAUUGGGAACCUCCCUAGGGAGGCAGACAAGGAUGAAAUUCAGGUGUUGUUCUCCCAGUACGGUGCCGUCACAGAAUGCGCCAUCGUCAAGAAUUUUGCUUUCGUCCACAUGGAUGACCGUAAAUCUGCCACCAAAGCCAUCCGCAGCCUGCACCUCUACAAGCUGCAUGGCACGGCGAUAAAUGUCGAGGCUAGUCGCGGGAAGAACCAGGGAGCCGUCAAACUCCACGUGACAAACGUGGAGAAAGGCAACGAUGAUGAGCUCCGCACUUUGUUCGAGGAGUAUGGCACAGUCUCUGAAUGUGCUAUUGUCAAAAACUUUGCGUUUGUACACAUGGACAACUCCGACGAGGCUAUGGAUGCCAUCAAGGGAUUAGACAACAUUGAAUUCCAGGGGAAACGUAUCCAUGUUCAGAUAUCAAAGAGCCGUCCCAGGUACGAGGAGGAAGACGACUACCCCCCUCCCCCACCUGAGAGGGGGGGAUACUGGCCCCCCCGUGGCUACCCCGGGGAGAGGCAUGAUCCUCCACCCCCUAGCUAUCUAAGAGGUCGACAGCCACCCCCUCAUCACGGGUACCCUGCCCCCCCUCCACCACCCCCUCCCCCUCGACGAGCCCCUUACCCAGAGCGUGCUUAUGAGCGCGAGAGGCAGAGCUAUGCCGUGGUGGAUUACUAUGAGAAAUACAGGGCUCGUCCUGCCUCUUACGGCAUAAUGUCCUAUGAUGAGAGGCGUGUAGGCUCCUUACCCCCUCCUCCCCCGCCCCCCUCUUCCAUGGUCAGGGAGCGUUUCAUGACCUCUGGCCUCGAUCCAUAUGAGCGUCGCCCCCUCCCUCCUCCCCCCUCUGCGUACUACGCCAGGGACCGCAGUCCCAUUCGGAGGGCCCCUCCUCCCCCUAUGCCCCCCGCCGGUAACGGUUACUCCUAUGAGCGUUCCCGACUCUCUCCCAUCUCUCGGCCCGCGAUGUACAACCUACCCCGUACCAGAGACCCCUACGCCGACAGGUUGCCGCCACCGCCUGCGGCUCGCUAUUACUAAGCAGCGUACACCGGCGUUUGACUCAAGGUUUAAAUAUUUCAACAAGAUCUGCGUCGUCGUCUCCUGAUGCACACAGCAAUUUACCCCCCUCGUCUGUGGCUGAGCGCGUUUCGUUCUCAGGAGGAAUUGUAAUGCAUGACCUCGUCAUUUAAAACCCUUUUAUUACACUUGUAUUGUUUCCUUAUAUUUUUUGCAUUGUUUUAGUAUUGUGCUUUAGCUAUGUUUUUAGUCUCAAGCUCCCACGAGCCAUUUAGUUGUGCGUUUUUAUUUUACGUUAACAUGAUUUUGUCCUCUUGAUAUACUGUAACGUGUCAUGAUACAAACUUUUUGCUCUAAAAUCUAAUUUCUGAAAUUUAAUGAUUGAAAGCUGCAACACGUUAUUACGAAAAGGAUGUUAAUAAUCGUGAUUGAAUAUGAACACGUGUUUCCUUUGAACAACCAUGCUAGUUUAAAUUUAAAUCUAUCGUCUGAAAUUAUGCCAAGUUAUGGAUUAUGGAAAGGUAGCGCUCUGCGACAAUGUACAACAGCAUAAUAAACCACUACGAUGGACUAGUUUUUUAAAUUUGUUAGUUGGACAAAUAUUUGCUGAUGGUUGCGAGUUACACUAAGGUGGAUAACGUUCUUAUUUGUAAUCAGGACAUGAUUUUAAUAAAACUGAAUUGUGUAGAAAUUUUUAAAUCAUAUCGCAGAUUCUUAAUCUUAUGAUUCAAUGGUGAAUGAUCAGUUGCUUCUCAAUAUACUUUAACCAUUUUGAAGGGGGAUAAAUGCUUGACAAUGAUCAAAUGUUAAAUAACGUUCUGUGUCCCCUCGGCUUCAAGCGCUCAAUCACAAUUGAACUAUGCCGAUCUGCCCCUUCACUGCCCAUCAAUUUAUUUCGGUGUCAUGGGUUUGAUAGAGCUUUAUUGCCAUAUCCCCAGUUCUCACCAUAAUACACUCACUCUGGGAGCAUCUCUGGAGAGAUGUUCUUGGCACCGCCUGCAGGAACCUAACCAGGUAAGAUGGGAGCUGGGAACAGUUGUGUGAAACUUGGGGUUAAAGAUUUUAGGUGCACAGGAAUCAGGAAAAUGACACGACGUCUGCUUGGCAUGGACAGGUAAUAUAAAUGCUAAUCCUUUCCAUACUAAAAAUCUGUGUGUCUGUGUUUAGAGAGGCAGCCCAAUUCUUAUUUUUUCCCCUCCACUAAUUGGUCAUUUGACAAUUUAAAAAAACAAACCAUUUUUUAGGUAUUUUUCAAAGUUGAAUGACAGUGUAAAAGAAAAUUGUGCUGCCUGUAUAAAUGCAGCCUAAUGUCUUUUUAAAGGGGCAGUCUCGAAUUCUGCAACAUUUUAGGAUUUUAAAAUUGAGAUGUAGGCUAAACCACUGAAUCUCGAAGAAUAUAACUUAAAUGCCUGAUGACCUUUAACUCCCACCUAAAAACACAAGUUCAUCAGAGCUCCAAAUAUAAACCUAUUACUCCAUUGUUUAAGUAAUCUAAUUGUGAAAACACUAUAGCUUUAAAACAUGGUCAAUGAUCAUUUUGAGCUCAUAGAUGGUCAGUCCAUCUAUCAAAGGCUCAGUCUAUGAAUUUCAGAGUGGUUAGUCAUCUAUAGUUCUCCAGCCUCAGCUCUUAACCAAACACGUGGCUGGGUCUUUGUUUGAAUACCAGAUUGCCCUUUUAAAUAUAACCAUGAUCUUGGUUGUGGAAAUGUUAGGUAUCAUUGUCGGGUGCAGAUUUAUUUUAUAGAUAAUUCCGUCCAUAAGCAAGUCGGGACAGUCUUAAGGUCAGCAGAUACAUAUUGUUGUGGGGCUUAUUCAUUUAGUGUGCACAAGCAAAACAUUUUGCUGUGAAAACAAGCAUUUCUUAAUGGACACGUUAAUGCUACUGAGUCCCCCUCUGUUUUGGCCCUUUUGGUUCCUAUUGAAUGCACCCCUAUGUUUGAAGUUCUAGGCCCCUGGUAAGUUAGAAAAGUAGAAUUCAUUAAACAUUCAUAUGUAUUGUAACCUAUACUGUAAAUGGUUGUAUUGGUUUGUAUAGCUGUACUACUGAAUUACAUGGUUUUAUAAGAGUCCCCUGAAUGUCUUUGUCAUUUCCUAAUAAAAUAUUUAAACUGA